Molecule: messenger RNA, 1280 nt
Organism: Bombus pyrosoma
Lineage: Eukaryota; Metazoa; Arthropoda; Insecta; Hymenoptera; Apidae
Exons: 2
Coding region: 450-845 (131 amino acids)
Biological process (GO): DNA transposition; DNA integration
Molecular function (GO): DNA binding
Source: RefSeq, a predicted model, not a curated record
AGUUAAAAGUAAACGAUAUCUCGAAAUUAAAUUACAGGAACAGUAAGGUUAUUACCAUUAAUGCCGUUGAAUUUGUGUUUUCACGGUCUACAACAAUAUUGAAAGAUAAAUAUAUGGUUCUAUUUAAAAAAAAUAUCGACCUUGAAGUCUCAUAAAAAGAUGACCAUAAAAGAGAAGCUAUUUCCACCGUUGCAUGUGGCCCUUGGAAUAUUGUAACUUUGUCUUGAGAAAUUUAUCUCAGUAGCGGACAAAAGUUUAAGACGAUGAUUUGCAAACCGAAUUACAAACAUCUUAUACGCAUAUUGUUCUUCUAUUCGGUUUGUCGUAACCUCAGACCGUCAGUUGUUAAAUACAAACAAUGUAGGAGUUACAAUAGUUAGUUACCGUUUAGCACUUGUAAACAGUGGACAUUAGUUUAAGAUGAUCUAUGAAAAACGUAGGAACAGACUAUGGGUAAAUCAAAGAAUUUACUUGAAAACGAAAGGGAACAAAUCGUAAGGCUGCGAAAGCAAAGUAAAACCUUCACCGAAAUAGCAAAUAUAGUGAACAGGUCAGAAACGGCUUGUAAGCAAGCUUGGUAUAAAUUUUUAAAGGCAGGCAUGUAUUGCGAUCUACCGAAAAACGGAAGACCACGAAAAACAACGCCGAAAAUGGAUCGCCGGAUUCAUCGAUUGAGCGAAAAGGAUCGUUUUCGUAGUGCAAAUAAUAUUGCUGCGGAGAUAAACUAUAAAAACGAUACACAAAUUAGUGCUAGAACUGUUAGGAGAAGAUUAGAAGACUUUAACUUAACAGGACGAAAACCCCAAAAGAAACCACUGCUGAGUUCUAGGAAUCGAAAAAGAUGACUUGCAUUUGCUAAAGCUCAAAAAUCCAAUCGAGAAUUUGUGGAGCAUAAUAAAAAAGACAGUACAUGGUUAUAAACUGAAAAAUUUAAAUGACCUUUACUCUACAAUUGGAACAGCUUGGAGUAAUAUUAUGGUUGAUCAAUGUAAAAAAUUAAUAGAUUCUAUGGCAAGAAGAGGUGAUAAGAAACAAUGGAUAUUGGACAAAAUAUUGAAUUUAUAAUAUAUAUUAUAUAUUUUGUGUAGUCAAACUUUUGACUGACGAAAUAUUAUACAGAUUUCUUUCCUUUUUUAUAACUUAGCUACUGAGCAAAAUAUCAAAAUGAAAUUUUUUUUGUAAGUGUAUAAACAAAUGUCUAAUUAGUUAAUACCAAAAGUAGAACACUGUAUUUAUAUUUUUUAUGGAAAGUAAAUCAAUUAUUUAUUUUUUCCAUUUCA